AUGAGUGAAGAAAAUAAUAAUACGGCAGAAAUAGUGACCGACAACACGGAGCACGGCAACAUCAUCACCAUACAAACCACUCUCGGAGACGAAGAUGAAGAUGUUCACAAGUGCGGUAGAUGCCAGACAGAGUUCUCUGUCCUGGACGCUUUCAUACAGCACAAGCUCAAGCGGAACUGUAAACGCCCUCAGCAGGACUCCCAGUUGGAUGUGGGGUCUGACACCACUGUGGCUCAGUCUAAAAUGGACAUGAAUGGGUUGUCUUCAGAUGAUGCAGACAGAUCCAAUGCAGCUGAUGAGGUAGACAAGCCUAAUCUCUUGACCGGCAGAAGGAGAGGCAACUCAAUAAAGAGUAAUGUCCCUAAACGUGAAGCCCCCAGUUCUAACAGCCUUGACCCCUCAAAACUUGUAGUAAGGGUUAAUGAAGAGGGACGCUACAUUUGUCAUAUAUGUGAGAAGACAUUUAAAACGACAAACAUCUUAAGAACGCACUUGUCCACUCACAGUGACAAAAAGGACUUUAAGUGUGAACUCUGUGGAAGCGCUUUCAGAACCAAAGGGUCUCUGAUUCGCCACAAUCGAAGACACACAGAUGAGCGUCCGUACUGGUGCAGUCAGUGUGGUCUGUCCUUCAGAGAAUCAGGUGCUCUGACACGACACUUGAAGUCUCUCACACCCUGUACAGAGAAGAUUCGCUUCAGCCAGUGCAAAGAGAUAUUAGUCAGCAAGGAUGGAGUUCAGAAAGGAGUCCAGGCCUCAGCUGCGCUCCCUCAGAAAGAGGAGCAGCAGCUCCCUGUGGUCAGUGUGGUGGACAAUACUCAGGAAGUCAUCCAUGAAGUCCAUAUACAGAUGGUGGAUGAAUCAGGCCAGGUGGUGGACCAGCCUCAGGCUCAGCCAGUGGAGGAGGGAAACAAUCUGAUUUGCCAAGCCAUCAUCAACUCAGGCAUCACCCUGGAGAGUGACAGCGCCGUGGCAACCGAGCAGGCCGAGGCCAGGUCACCCAGACAGGACCUAGAGGAACCUGAGGAAGAGAGCAGAAUGACAGAGAUCCACGUGUCAGAAGAGUGUAUAGAGAUGGAAUCUGAGGAAACCGUGAACACCACAGAAAAGGAGGGGAAUGCUGCUCCAUCCAAAGUGCACAGAUGUCCUCACUGCAACAGAGUGUUCAAGGCUUUGAGUUAUCUGCGCUUCCACGUGAAAGGACAUCUGGGUUAUAAGCCAUUUAAAUGUGUGGUGUGUCAGAAGGAGUUCCUCACAGGCUAUCUGCUGAAAAAACACAUGGAGAUGCACCUGAGUGAACGGCGAUAUAAGUGUGGAGAAUGUGGUAAGCUCUACAAGACCAUCGGCCACGUGCGUGAACACAUGAGGGCCCACUCAGAUGAACGGCCACACCAAUGCAACCACUGUGACAAGAGCUACAAGACCAAGAAUGCCUUGCAGGUGCAUCAGCGCACCCACGGCCAGGACAAACCGUACGUGUGCCCUCACUGCUCCCGUGCUUUCAGAGAAAAAGGCUCUUUGGUGCGUCACAUCCGUCAUCACACAGGAGAGAAGCCCUUCAAGUGCUCCAAAUGUGGCCGGGGCUUUGCCGAGCACGGAACUCUUAAUCGACAUUUACGUGCCAAAGGGGGCUGUUAUUCAGGCCAGAAGGAGCUAGAGCAGACUGACACUGCCCAGGAGCAGCAGGCGUCAGCAGACAGUGUGGCAGCCACCAUCAUCUCUGAGGACCCUCAUGCUGUGCUAGUGGAGUUCUCCUCUGUGGUGGCCAACACUCAGGAGUACAUCAUCGGGGCUCCAUCUGAGGAAGCCACCCAAGGAGAGGAGGUGGCACUGAUCCAAGACAAUCAGAAUCAGAUGGAUAAUCACAUCAUGAAGGUAGUGCAGCAGAUUGUUAGCCAGUCCCACGGAGGCUCGCGUCAGAUCAUCGUGCGGAACGUGGCCGUGGACGAGAGCGCCAGCAUAUCCGACUGCGGGGACACCAUCACCAUCGCCACGCCCGAGAGUCUGACGGAGCAGGUUGCCAUGACGCUGGCCUCUGCCAUCAGCGACGGCACCAUCCUUACCACAGAGGGUCCUCUGGAGACGGCCCACGGCACUGUGACCAUGGUAGCAGCCCAGGACUUGGAGGUGAUGGAGCAGGAAGAGCAGUAUGUCAUCACCUCACCUGAUGAGAUGGAGAUCCAGACUCUGGUGGUGUGAGAGUAGAGGUUGCAUCUUAAUGGGCUGCUGGUCCACUCUCAGUAUUUUGAAGCUUGAAGAUGAACUGCUUCCAAUGACCUGUCAGGAACGCUGCGCUGUUUUUUUUUAACAUAAGCUUUGAUGGCACAUUCUGCAUUUCGCAGGAGGGCGAUGCCUCCCAACUGUUUUGCAGAUAAAAUGAGAAAUAGUCAAAUUGUGCUUUUAAUGUCUU
Molecule: messenger RNA, 2410 nt
Organism: Chanos chanos (milkfish)
Lineage: Eukaryota; Metazoa; Chordata; Actinopteri; Gonorynchiformes; Chanidae
Gene: e4f1
Product: E4F transcription factor 1
Exons: 14
Coding region: 1-2199 (732 amino acids)
Biological process (GO): regulation of gene expression
Cellular component (GO): nucleus
Source: RefSeq, a predicted model, not a curated record